Molecule: messenger RNA, 756 nt
Organism: Adineta steineri
Lineage: Eukaryota; Metazoa; Rotifera; Eurotatoria; Adinetida; Adinetidae
Source: the annotation of a GenBank genome assembly
AUGAAAAUAUCUCAAUGGUUUAUUAGAUCUGAUGAACUUCUUUUAAUAAAAAAUUUUUAUUUAUUAAAUAUUACGUCUGAUAUAAUGAGUGAUAUUGAAACAGAUAAAAAUAAUAAUUUUUGGAAAUAUCGUUCAUAUGAAGAAAUAAGAGAAAUUAUUUUAAAAAAAUAUCAAAUCUCACAAGAUACUUUUAUUGUUUUAUAUACAAGAGGAAAACUUAUGAUGGCCGCUCGUUUUGCUUGGUUGUUGUAUUGGAUUGGUUGUAAUCAUAUUCGAAUUUUAAUCGGAAAUAUAGAACCUUCUUUGUUUAUAAAUAAUCUUUCUCAGUCAUUAAGUCUACCAAAUCUUCCAUUACGACCAGAAGUUAUAUUAACUUGUAGUCAAUUAUCUAAUGAAUUUCUUUGUUCAACAACAAAAUUUAUUGAUGUACGAACAUAUAGAGAAUAUUCAGGAGAAAUAACAGGUUAUUCAUAUAUUCGACAUGCUGGUCGAAUACCGAAUUUUGAAUACGAUCCACUCGAUGGAAUAUAUGGACAAAUUAAUGGAGAUAUUACUUGGGAUGAAUUAGAAGCAUAUUUACAUUUAAUGUCAAAAACAAAUAUCUAUGAGAAAGAUAUAAAAAGAAUUGUCUAUAUGUGUGGAACUGGUUGGAGAGCAAGUUUAUCAGCAAUAUUUGCUGCAGAAUUAAAUUUAGCUAAAACUAUCACUGUACUUGAUUCUGGUUGGUUCGAAUGGUCUGAAUUAUAUUUGACAUAG